AUGCCCCUCGCGGACAUCACCAACCUGCCGGCCGAGGGUCCGGCUACGCCGCUACGGGCCGGCGACGAUGCGGAGGGUGCGGCCACCACCACCGCUGCCGGUGCUGCCCCCGCUGCUGCUGCCGAGGAGGAAAUUCGCCCGGCCGCGCCCACGCCCGAGCCCACCACCGCGCCCGCCACGCCCGCCGAGCCCGCCCAACUCCCCGCGUCAGCGCAGGGAGCGCCCGUCAAGCCGGGCACCCUCACCCCCCAGCCGGCCACCGACACAUCCCAGUCGGACAAGACCGCGGUCGCGAAAGCGACCACCCCAGCCCCCGACACCACCAUCCCCUCCCCCGUUCCCGUCCCUGCCGCCCAAGCGGCAAACACCACCGACGCCGUGCCCACCGUCAAGGGCAACCCCCACUAUGCGGCCGGGGUCAGCGGCAGGGACUGGGACGCGGAAGCGGUGCGUGCCCACGUGGUGGCGGACAUCGCGCGGGCCGAGGCGGACCCGGAUGGGCUGCGCGGGUUGUGCGUGGUGUGUGAGGAGGAAGCGGGGGGAAGCGGUGGCGCCGGGGGGCACUGCGUGCGGUGCAAGGUGGCGCGGUACUGUUCACGGGGCUGUCAGGAGGCGGACUGGCCGGUGCAUCGGAAGGUGUGUGGGGAGUUUGCGGGGGCGGUGGCGUAUGGGGAGAGGCCGAGUGAGGAGCAUCGGAGGGUGGUGUACUUUCCGAUGAGGGGGUACAAGCCGGUGGUUUGCUGGGCGGUGUAUCGGGAGACCGGGCAGGAGGCGUGGUUGGAGUUUGAGAAGGAGAAUCGGGAUUUGGAGGAGUUUUUGGGGAGGAUGGGGUUGAGGAGGAUUGCGCCCGGGAGGAUGCAUGCGCCGUUGAGCUUUGGGUAUCCGAUUCGUGACCGGCGCAUCGGCAGCAUCAUCAAGGUCAUGGCGUACUCGCAGAUCCAUCCCAAGCGCCGCGGUAUGGCCCCGGCCCUCGUGAACCAGAGCAUCAACGCCAUGAGCAAGCCUGGUUACAUCCGCCCCUGGUUCGGCCCCGCGGUCUUCUUCGCCGACGCGCGCUACCCAGACCAAGACGAAGCCGCAGCAGCCCCCAAGAUCCGGGACAUCACCCCCCGCGACGUGCACACCAUCGCCCGGCUCCUCGAAGUCAGCGACGCGACCUGCAUCGCCGAGCCCGCCCUCUACCGCGGCGAUGGCACCACCCACGCGGCCGCGCGCACCGUCAUCGCCGGCCUGCGCGUCAACGACCCCGUGGCCGAGCUCAACUCGGCCCUGGGCGUGACCGAGGUCUAUGAUAUGACCCGCGUGCCUAUGACGCCGGCGUAUGGACCGGAUCGGCCGAUGGCCAUGGCUUUUCAUUUGGGCUUGCGCUGGUAUGUGCGCCCGGGGAAUUUUGUGGGUGAUGAUGGGGGUACGGUUAGGUGGCAUGAUGGGAGCUUGAGGUUUAUUGCUUUUGUUUGUGAUGUGGUGCAGCAUCAACAUCAACCUGAUCAAGACGACAACAACAAUGCCGACGAGACAACCAGCGAGAAGAUGCUUUCGUACAACACCGUCUACGGCUACGGCCAGUUCGAGGCGAGCAUCAUCCUCAUGCACGGCUCAGGCGAGCCCAUCGACACCCACCACAUCCUCGCCCUCAACGCCUACCUGGACGAGGCAUACACCAUCUCCAAGGGCGCGCCCUCGGUCGGCUCGUCCUCUGCCCCGGUCGUCUCGGAAGCCGGGUUCCGCCGGUACUGGGCCAGGUACUAUAAAAAGCUCCGUUCAUCGGACCCCAACGUGAGCGUACCGUCGCCGUAUGAGUACGAGAAGAAGGGCGUUGUGGAUGUCAUUGGCGAGUAUGAGCCCAAGGCUGUCAUGGGCAGGAUUCGGUCCGAGUUUCCAAAGGUUUGGGGGCUGGUGUGCUAUACGAUCAAAAACUUUAGCCCGCAGACGUUUGAGAGCGUGAAGCGGCAGCGGUUGAUUGAGGAGGGCAGGAAGGCGAUGGAGUGGAAGAAAGAGAAGGGUAGGAAGGAGCAGAAGAGAAAGGAACAAGAGAAGAGGGAGCAGGACAAGGAGAACAAGCAGGAGAGGAUGGAGUAA
Messenger RNA from Dichotomopilus funicola, 2079 nucleotides. RefSeq lists its product as uncharacterized. The coding region runs from base 1 to 2079 and encodes 692 amino acids. The transcript is spliced from 4 exons. NCBI's taxonomy places the organism in Eukaryota, Fungi, Ascomycota, Sordariomycetes, Sordariales, Chaetomiaceae. The record is from RefSeq and is a predicted model, not a curated record.